UCAGUCAUUGCUCGCUCACAGCAGACCAUCGCAGCAGCAGCAAUGAGGAUCCUGGUGUGUGUGUACCUGUGCGGUCUAGCCCUCGCUGUCCUCGCUGAGGAGGAGCAGAAGGUGAAGACAGAGAAGAGAGGACUCUCUGGCUCCCUUGGUGGAUACGGUGGAGGCUUCGGUGGAGGCUACGGAGGCGGCUACGGUGGAGGCUACGGAGGCGGCUACGGUGGUGGCUAUGGAGGUGGCUACGGAGGCGGAUAUGGAGGCGGCUUCGCUGGUGGACUAGGAGGCGGUCUUGGCGGCGGCAUUGGAGCUGGCAUCGGUGGUGGGGCCCCUCAGGUCACUGUCAACAGCGUGCCCGUCCCUGUCCCAGUACCUGUGGAGAGGACCAUCCCAGUGCCCGUGAGGGUCCCAGUCACAGUCCCUGUGGAGCGUCCUGUUCCCGUCCAGGUGCCACAGCCGUACCCUGUCCCUGUAGACAACCCUGUGCCCGUCCCUGUCAAGGUCCCCACCCCUGUGUCCGUCCCAGUACCUCAGCCCUACGUCGUUAAGCGUCCAGUGCCCUACGUCGUCAGCGCUGGCCACGGUGGUCUCGGCGGAGGACUCGGCGGUGGUCUCGGAGGAGGCCUCGCAGGAAAAUUCGGUGGAGGCUACGGCGGCGGCUUCGGCGGAGGAUACGGCGGAGCUGUCGGUGGCUUUGGAGGACUUGGGGGGUACGGAAAAUACGGACGCCGUAAUUGUGCUGUGGUGAACGUGGGGCAGGCGGACGUUAGCUUGCUAGAGGUGUGCGUGUAUCUGUGCGGUGUGGCCCUGUCCGUCCUAGCCGAGGAGGAGCAGCCAGUGAAAGAGAAGCGAGGACUCUCCGGUUCACUGGGUGGUUAUGGUGGCGGCUACGGUCUGGGAGGUGGCUACAGUGGUGGCUAUGGAGGCGGCUACGGUGGCGGCUAUGGAGGCGGCUACGGAGGUGGAUACGCUGGUGGACUCGGAGGCGGCCUUGCAGGCGGCAUCGGGUCCGGCAUUGGAGGGGGACAACCACAGAUCACUGUCAACAGAAUACCUGUCCGGGUCCCAGUCCCUGUGGAGAGGAUCGUUCGAGUGCCUGUGAAGGUCCCAUUCACAGUAACUGUGGACCGGCCUGUCCCUGUGCAGGUGCCACAGCCGUACCCUGUCCCUGUAGACAACCCUGUGCCCGUCCCUGUCAAGGUCCCCACCCCAGUGUCUGUCCCAGUUCCUCAGCCCUACGUCGUUAAGCGUCCAGUGCCCUACGUCGUCAGCGCUGGUCACGGCGGUAUCGGAGGAGGCCUUGGCGGUGGUCUUGGAGGAGGUUACAGUGGUGGCCUUGCUGGAGGAUACGGUGGAGUUGCCGGUGGCUUUGGAGGACUUGGGGGCUACGGAAAGUAUGGCCACUGAAUUCUGGAGCCAAACCCAACAACUUGACCCAUACAUGCCACCAGUAUCCAUAGUAAUGGAAUGUAAAAGCUUUAAAAAUAAAUUUUUCA
Schistocerca americana (American grasshopper) is the source of this 1490-nucleotide messenger RNA. RefSeq names its product glycine-rich cell wall structural protein-like. The transcript has 4 exons. Bases 43 to 1401 code for a protein of 452 amino acids. Lineage: Eukaryota; Metazoa; Arthropoda; Insecta; Orthoptera; Acrididae. The record is from RefSeq and is a predicted model, not a curated record.